GUUAGAAACAUGUGGACAUCCGUGGUUUCUUCCAUUUCCAUGUUUGUGUUCCUGGCGUUGAUCAUCCCUGCAACAGUCUCACUGAACUUCAACAUGUCUCCCAUCAGUAGAUCAGACGGCGGCCACUUCAACUUCACGGGCGACGCUUACAUCGCCGAAGACGGCAUCCAAGUCACAACCAACGAGCACGACCAAGCGCGGGUGGACAGAGCCGGGCGAGCCACCUACCUCGAGACGCUGCACUUGUGGGACAAGGCUUCACAGAAGCUGGCUGAUUUCUCCACUCAUUUCUCCAUCGUCAUAGACUCCUACGGCAGCGACAAGUUCGGCGACGGCCUCGCCUUUUUCUUGGCCCCACAAGGCUCCUCCAUCAAACCAUGGUCAUACGGCAGCCACCUCGGCCUCGACAACGGCUCCUCACCAGUGGAUUCGUCUUCCUUGGAGAGUUUCGUUGCUGUAGAGUUCGAUACCUUUCCCAAUGGUGGUGAUCCACCUUCUAAUGGCGGCCCCGUCGUUCCGCAUGUGGGCAUCGAUCUCAACAGCAUCACCUCCGUAGCAACCACCACAUGGUACAACAAUAUUUCUGCAGGCUGGGAAAACGAUGUUUGGGUUACUUACAAUUCUACUACCAAGAUCUUGAGGGUCGAUUUCACGGGCAACUCCAACGGAAUAUUCCGACAACACAACCUCAGCUACGAGGUUGAUCUUAGAAAUUACCUGCCUGAAUAUGUUACUGUCGGAUUUGAGUCCAACAAUAAAAGGGCACUCAUUUUUGGAUCGAGCGGUGCUGCCGUAUCACUACUCAUUCUUGCAUCAGCUACCAUAUUCUGUUUUUUAUCAAAUCGGUACGAGGUGUUAGAGGCAGAUCAGCUCUCCGAUUCUGCUAUGGAUGAUGAAUUCGAAAAGGGAAACGGACCUAGAAGGUUUUCCUACAAUGAAUUGGUUGUUGCAACCAACGAUUUCGCAGCGGAGCAUAAGCUCGGAGAAGGGGGUUUCGGCAGCGUCUACAAAGGCUUCCUGAAAGCGACAAACACCUUCAUCGCAGUGAAGAAGGUGGCUGAGGGAUCCAAACAAGGCCGAAAAGAAUACGAGGCCGAAGUCAAAAUCAUCAGCCAGUUAAGGCACAUGAACUUGGUGGAGCUCAUCGGUUGGUGCCAUCGAAGAGCAGAGCUUCUGCUAGUCUACGAGUUCAUGCCUAAUGGGAGCUUAGAUUCCCACAUCUUCAAACUAAAUUCAUUGCUGACAUGGGAAAUGCGAUGCAGAAUUGCACAAGGGCUAGCUUCAGCUCUGCUGUACUUGCACCAAGGCUUGAGACAGUAUGUAGUGCACAGGGAUAUAAAAUCGAGCAACGUGAUGCUCGACAACAACUUCAACGCCAAGCUGGGCGACUUCGGAUUGGCCCGGCUGGUUGAUCACGAUAAAGAUCUGCAUUCGACCGUGGCUGCAGGGACCAUAGGUUACAUGGCUCCUGAGUAUGUUGCGACGUGGCGGGCGAGCAAGGAGACUGACAUGUACAGCUUCGGCAUUGUUUUACUGGAGAUUGCUUGUGGAAGAAAGCCUAUUGAUCAUAGGUAUCCCCAAGGCCAGAUUGUGUUGGUGGAGUGGGUGUGGAAGCUCUACGGAGGUGGGCAGUUGCUUGAUGCAGCUGAUCCCAAACUGGAGUCGUCAGAAUACGAAGUAAGCAAGAUAGAGCGUUUGAUGGUUGUCGGGCUGUGGUGCGUUCAUCCAGAUAGCACCCAGCGCCCCUCAAUAAGCCAAGUUGUGCAACUUCUCACAUCUGAACAUCGGCUGCCCGACCUCCCUCUCGCAAUGCCCAAGGCCGUCUAUAAUAAUGCACCUCUAGCAGCGAUCAGCGGCUAA
This is a messenger RNA of Salvia miltiorrhiza (redroot sage), 1860 nucleotides long. Its product is annotated as L-type lectin-domain containing receptor kinase IX.1-like. Bases 10 to 1860 code for a protein of 616 amino acids. Gene Ontology annotation, biological process: protein phosphorylation. The record is from RefSeq and is a predicted model, not a curated record. NCBI's taxonomy places the organism in Eukaryota, Viridiplantae, Streptophyta, Magnoliopsida, Lamiales, Lamiaceae. Gene Ontology annotation, cellular component: plasma membrane. The transcript has 2 exons. Gene Ontology annotation, molecular function: protein kinase activity; carbohydrate binding; ATP binding.